CACCCAUUUCCUGCUCAGCACUGAAAACCCAUUCCAUUCCUGCUCAAAUCCAUCAUCGCCGUCAAGCUCUUUUCGCUUCGUCCGACUAUCGCAGCACCUAUUGAUCGAAUUAGGAGCUAUCACGAGCGAAUCAGGCAGCCAGUCAAGAUGUCUUCCGAUCUCUGUCCCGUCUAUGCGCCCUUCUUUGGCGCCAUGGGUUGCACAUCUGCCAUCGUCUUCACAUGCUUUGGCGCCGCAUACGGAACCGCGAAGUCUGGCGUCGGCAUCUCCGCUAUGGGUGUCCUUAGACCGGAUCUCAUUGUCAAGAAUAUCGUCCCCGUCAUUAUGGCCGGUAUCAUCGGUAUCUACGGCCUGGUCGUUUCCGUCUUGAUCUCCGACAACCUCUCCCAAAAGGAAGCACUGUUCACCAGCUUCAUUCAACUUGGUGCUGGCUUGUCCGUGGGUCUCGCUGGUCUCGCUGCCGGCUUUGCAAUUGGCAUUGUCGGUGAUGCUGGUGUUCGUGGCACCGCCCAGCAACCCCGUUUGUUUGUUGGCAUGAUCCUCAUCCUGAUUUUCGCCGAAGUGUUGGGUCUCUACGGGUUGAUCGUUGCGCUUCUGAUGAACUCAAAGGCGCAGACCGAUGUAACCUGCUAGAGUGGGAGAGGAGUGUGAGCAAGACCCCGGGGAAGAGAGGAUUGGCGGCUGCAAUGGAGCGCCAUGAGAAGGACGGAAGACAAGAGGGGAUGGAGAUCGAGAUGAAAUGAGACCGUGGAUGGUAUCCAUCAAACGAGACUGACAAUUGCCAAUAUGUCCUGUGUCAGCCAUGAAACCAACGUCAAUUACCACCGAGAACCGACAACCACCACGGCACCCACAUUAGGGGCAGCCAUUUUUGCAAAGACUUGUCCUUGAACCCGAAUGCUUGUUAUGUAUGAAUGCUAGAGCUUUUGAUCACAGAUCAGGCGGCGCAAGUUGAUUGCUCGCUCGCAGGGCUAGGGCUACGGAUCGUAUAGUAUAGUGUAUUAAACCGGAUUAAACCUCAA
Molecule: messenger RNA, 1022 nt
Organism: Cladophialophora immunda
Lineage: Eukaryota; Fungi; Ascomycota; Eurotiomycetes; Chaetothyriales; Herpotrichiellaceae
Product: V-type proton ATPase proteolipid subunit
Exons: 4
Coding region: 148-633 (161 amino acids)
Biological process (GO): proton transmembrane transport
Cellular component (GO): proton-transporting V-type ATPase, V0 domain
Molecular function (GO): proton-transporting ATPase activity, rotational mechanism
Source: RefSeq, a predicted model, not a curated record